This is a messenger RNA of Kluyveromyces lactis, 1284 nucleotides long. RefSeq names its product ubiquitin-binding protein CUE5 (gene CUE5). Gene Ontology annotation, cellular component: cytoplasm. The transcript has a single exon. NCBI's taxonomy places the organism in Eukaryota, Fungi, Ascomycota, Saccharomycetes, Saccharomycetales, Saccharomycetaceae. Bases 1 to 1284 code for a protein of 427 amino acids. Gene Ontology annotation, molecular function: ubiquitin conjugating enzyme binding; ubiquitin binding. The record is from RefSeq and is a predicted model, not a curated record. Gene Ontology annotation, biological process: ubiquitin-dependent protein catabolic process.
AUGAGUGACAAAGUUGAAGACGUCGCAAUUGACGUUGAUUCUAAUGAAGACAAGAAGAUCGAAGAUGUCAAGGAAACAGUUGAAGAAGCGGCAACUAAGGCUUCAAAUGUAGAAGCAGAAGUUCCAGCAGACACUGAAACCGAAACAGAGAACGUGAAAAAAGCUGAAAAACAGGAGGAAGGGCAAGAUCACGGUCAGGAGGACGAGGACGAUUCAGCACCUCCCUUGCCUGUAAGAAAAUCGGUUUCUCCAGAAGAACAGAGUGAAAAGGAAAAUCCUAUGUUAAAACAAUUGAAGGAAGCGUUCCCAAACAUUGAGGAGAAAUAUGUGAAGGCAGUGUUAAUUGCUUCUCAGGGCCAGUUGGAUCCUGCUUUCAACGCUCUUUUAUUCAUAUCGGACCCUGACUUUGAAAAAGAGGCUCCAUUACCAACUAGACCGGUGCAAGCGCCAACUCGUGGUGUAAGACGUGAGCCAAAAACGCAGUUAGAGCAGGACGAAGAAUUGGCUCGUCAAUUGGAUAAGAAAUUCAACAAACAUGGCAAUAGCGCUUCGGAGAGAACCGCACGCGAGCGUAGAAUCAGACAACGUGAACGUGAUUACGAGAGGAGGUACGGAGCAGGUGCAAUUCCACCAAAGGGAAGACGUGAUUCUGACGGCUAUGACAAUUUCGAAGAUGACGGUGAAGACGAUGUGUUCAGUAAUUUCGUCGAUAAGGAGUUACCCCAGAUUCGUGAAAAUUUGAACCGUAAUAUCCAGGAAACUGGUAAAAAGAUCAGUACAUGGUUCAGUGGCAUCACCAAGAAUCUGGUGGAUGACGAUCCAAAUUAUUCCGAAUCCCGUCCAAAAUAUUCUCAGUCGAGGUUUAACUCCUUCGGAGAUCGUUACCGUGAUGGCAAUGACAACGUCGAUGGCCAAACGAAAUUACAAAAUGCUGGGAUCUCAUUGCACAACGAUGAUCUAGAUUUUGGAUCUGAUGACGAUAUCCCACCCCAAUUACCAUCAAGGGCCAAGAAAGUCGUAGCAGAGACAACAUACAUAGACACUCCAGAACAAGUAAGGGGUAAGAAUAACCGUUCUCCUUUGAAAACCUUGGCACCGCACAGUGAAUCUCCAACAAGAUCCACACCCACUUCUAAAUUAAACACAAGCACGGACAAAACUGCCUCAACCGAAGAAAAAUCCGAUGUAAAGCUUGUAACUCCAACUGCAAGCAAUAAGAACACAGAAGGGCCAAUCACGUUAGAAGAUCAAGAUAUUAUCACAGAUUCUGAUUUGGAUAUUUAA